Molecule: messenger RNA, 369 nt
Organism: Sphenostylis stenocarpa
Lineage: Eukaryota; Viridiplantae; Streptophyta; Magnoliopsida; Fabales; Fabaceae
Source: the annotation of a GenBank genome assembly
AUGAACCAUUUUCCUUCUCCAAGCCCUUGCGGUUCCCUCACCUUCACCUGCUUCACCCAGCCUUGGCCACCAUCUCCUUUACCCUCACUCCCCCUUGCUGCACCCAAACCAUUAAACGUCUCCCCUCACCGAAGCUGCAAGUUUAGUCGCGGACCAGCCACACUCGCCUCACCAAAACCACCGUGCCCCCACCCAGAAUCACCUUCACCCUUCACUGACUGCGGCCACCACUACGCCACAAACCACUCUUCCUCUCCACACCAGACCGUGCCCCAUUUCUCCCUUCACUGCACUCGCCCUCCACCGACCGCGAAACCACCAUUAUCUACCCUCACCGAAACCUUAAACCCCCGCGGAGACUCUCCCUGA